CAACAAAUUCCCAUUGCAUCGCGCAUCGGCAUUUCAAAAUAAAUCCGUUGGAAAAAUUUCCCGAACCGCAUUCGAAUUUUCCGCUUAUCCAUCCUACCACGAGGCCCCUCCAAAGCGCAUGAUCCGCGCGCUAUCGAUCGCCCCCGAACCGAAACACGUCCCAGCUGAUAUAACAUUUUCCAUUUUCCUCCAGUAGGUACCCCCGAAACAGCGAAACACCAUGGCGCCUUAUCCCAAACGAAUCGCCCUUCUGAUCGCCUCUAUGCUGAUAACGAUCGGCUGCGAACGCCCGAAACGGGCCGACCUCGAUCUGCCCACCUGCAUCGGCAAAUUCAACGUGCACAAGGACAAGAUCAUCAGGACGCAGGACUCCCAAAACAUGGGCGCCAAGUACCUCAACGAGAUGGAUCUCGGCUCCAGGGAGGAAUGCCUGCACCUCUGCUGCGAAACCGACGAUUGCGAUGUCUUCGUCUUCGAGGAAAAGAACGCUGGUAGUUGUUAUUUGUUCCAUUGCGGCCCGCCGGAGGAUUUCAAGUGCAAAUUCACGCAUCAUGUGAACUAUUCGAGCGCCAUACUAUCGAUAAAUAGACACCCUCCCGAUUUGGAGAGCCAAAUAAAGCUCACCAAGCACGAGCAGGACUUGACGAAGCUCAGGAAAUCGGAUUCAGAGCCCGAAGCUCCUGUACAACAAAUAAUUCGUACAACUCCUGCAAUAACAACAACAACGACCCCACAGCACGUGAGGGAGAUUAUACCAGUCAACAACAAUAACAACAACAACAACAAAAAACCAGGAGAAGAAGAUUCCAAAUGUACCCGGUUCCAAUUCGAGUGCCGCUCGACCGGCGAGUGCAUAGCCAUUUACAACGCCUGCGACGGGAUACCCCAAUGCGCCGACGGCAGCGACGAGGGCCCCGAAUUGGGCUGUCCCGAGUCAUCCUCCUCCGUCCUCACCACCGCGCCCCCAUCGUUGCCCGUGCAGCCCUUGAUCCGAUACAACAACGUGAAACCGAUCAACGCCAAUCCGCAGGGAUUGUACCAACAGCAACAACAACAGCAAUUAGUAGGCGAUAACGGGCAAUUGACCGCUCUGAGACCGGACGCGAAUUUUCUAAGGCCUGCAAGUGAUAAUAUGAAUUCGAGAUUACCUUACGAAAAUCCGGUCCUGCAACCGUACGUGGCGCAAUUGCCGGCGCAGGGUCAACCCAAUUGGUUGGGGCGUCAAUCGAAUCAAUUGCCCCCGCAGAUUGCUCAGUACGUCGAUAAGAGUCGCAUAUUCAAUCACAAAGAGUCUGGUUAUCAAAUGCCCGAUGGACCAGAGAUAAGGUAUAAUAAUAAUAAUCACAAGGGAGCGAUGCGGUAUUUGCACCGCGCCCUCGGACUUUCAAGCAUCGGAGGCCAAUCCGUCGCUUCGUAUCCCAAAAUGGCCAAUUACUAUCCGGAAAACGGCUACGUGCAACCGGUGCAACCGGACAACUGGCCGUCAGAAGGUGUAUACGCCGAAUCGACUAACAUCAAAGACAACAGAGGUCAAAAAAUCGAAUACAAAUUCACACCGGGAAGGGAACAACAGCAACAAGUACUACAACAACAACCGCCGAUCAUCAAAACCGACGAGGGUACGAAUCCCAAGCACGUACAAGACCAGCUGGCCCACGAUUUGAAGCACUCCAAACACAACAUGGAGCACAUGGGAAGUACCCGAUCGAACAACAAAUCGCCGGCGGAGCAACGACAACGCCACGAUGAAGAACAAUAUCCUGACGUGAUAGCUUACAAAUACAGCGGGGCCGAUGAUUUGGAGGACGGCGUGGCGCAAACGCAGAAAGGAGCGGUACUAUCGGUAUCUUUAGGUUUGAUAAUAACGUUUGUAAUGGCGGUGUUUAUCGGAUGUAGAUUGAAAGUGGUGCGAAGGAGGAUGAGGAAAGGCGGUAAAGCGUACGCUCACGACGCGGAUUUCUUGGUAAACGGGAUGUAUUUGUAAUUCGCAAAUGUGUAAAAUAAUGAGCCAAAUUAUAAUCAUUAACUCGUUUAAAAAUACUCCCCGCGCGAAUUGUACCUAGUGAAAAUAAUUUGGUAAAUUAAUCAUUGAGCAUAUUGUUCGUGUAAAUAUAACUGAGGAUUUUUUUAAGCUUUUUGUUUAUACAUAAUUAGGAAGGAUCCUUUUAAUAAAAACUCAAAGUAUU
This is a messenger RNA of Phyllotreta striolata, 2186 nucleotides long. Lineage: Eukaryota; Metazoa; Arthropoda; Insecta; Coleoptera; Chrysomelidae. The record is from the annotation of a GenBank genome assembly.